Cylindrotheca closterium is the source of this 504-nucleotide messenger RNA. NCBI's taxonomy places the organism in Eukaryota, Bacillariophyta, Bacillariophyceae, Bacillariales, Bacillariaceae. The record is from the annotation of a GenBank genome assembly.
AUGUACCCUACCACAUCUGAUCUCACCUCUAGCGUCAAGAGCGUUAAUUUCUCUCCAAACGUAUCGACUACCUACAUCUCAACAGCUGGAAAAUGGUACACAAAGGAAGAGUUUUCCAAUCUGAGACAAGAUCUUCGAAACACCGUCGAACGAAUGAUAGAACAUCCAGAUGAAUGUUCAGACGACGAGGACUUUUGCAACCUAGGUUUGAAAACUCCAGAGGAAUUCGACUAUGAUAGGGGAGCUCGGUAUUAUGCCUUCCAAUCCGUCAUGGCGGAACAGGAUACACAACUACGUGAAGAGAAUUACGAUCCUGACCAAAUUGCUGAAGCUUACACGUACAUCACUUGUCUUCAACAAGCUGUGGCCGAAAAGCGGGCUGCAGCGCUCGCCGCUGAACUCCACCCAUCCGGAUCAAGUAAAUUGACAUCUGCGCUAUCAGCAACUCCAGUUCUGCAAACUCUGCAAGAAUGGGGAUGUGGUCUGCGACAGGCAUCCGAGUGA